Messenger RNA from Exophiala bonariae, 3900 nucleotides. RefSeq lists its product as uncharacterized. Gene Ontology annotation, cellular component: plasma membrane. The transcript has a single exon. The record is from RefSeq and is a predicted model, not a curated record. NCBI's taxonomy places the organism in Eukaryota, Fungi, Ascomycota, Eurotiomycetes, Chaetothyriales, Herpotrichiellaceae. Bases 1 to 3900 code for a protein of 1299 amino acids. Gene Ontology annotation, molecular function: calcium-activated cation channel activity.
AUGUCGAUUGUUAACAACACUUUGGAUAUUGGAGGAAGCAAUGCUGCGGCUGAACAGAAAAAUGGCCAGAGCGCCAGUCAAUUCGCCGCCUCUCUCAUUACCGCCAUUGCCAUCUUCGCCGUCCAAGUCAUCCUUUUCCUCCUGAUCAAAGAUCGUUUCGCACGCAUCUACCAACCCAGAACGUAUCUGGUCCCUGAAAGAGAACGUACCAAACCCACUCCGCCAGGAUGGUGGGCUUGGAUUGCCCCCGUACUCACCACGUCCAAUUCCGACUUCGUCCAGAAAUGCGGUCUUGACGCCUAUUUCUUCCUACGAUACCUCCGCACGCUUCUCAAGAUCUUUGUGCCUGCGGCCUUGGUCAUCCUUCCCAUACUGAUCCCACUGAACCUUGUCGAUGGUCGUGGGGCACGCUUUGCCCUGGGUCAACAAGAAAACGCGUCCAAUGUGACGGGAUUAGAUCAGUUGGCAUGGGGUAAUGUUGCACCAGACCAUACAGGCCGCUACUGGGCCCACUGGCUCCUCGCCUUGGCCCUGGUAAUUUGGAUCUGCUAUGUCUCGUUCGAUGAGUUGCGUGGAUACAUUCGCAUGCGUCAGGCAUACAUAACGUCCCCUCAACAUCGUCUUCGUGCAUCUGCAACCACCGUACUUGUGAGUUCGAUACCUCAGAAGUGGUGCAAUGUCGAGUCUCUUGAUGGCCUCUUCGAUGUCUUUCCUGGUGGUUUGAGGAAUAUCUGGAUCAACAGGAAUUUCGACGAGUUGAACGACAAGAUCAAGAAACGUGAUAAGCUUGCUUCAACCCUGGAGGCCGCCGAGAGUGAGCUCAUCAAGAAAUGCUUCAAACAAAACGAAAAGAACAUUGCCAAAGCCGAAAAAGCAGCUGGCAAGAAGUUGUCAAAGUCCGAUAAAAAGACGAGAGCUGCCAUUCGCGAUGAAGCUGGCGAGAAAGCUGCUCAUGGACAUGGUAUCACCACUGGCAAUCCUCAUCAAGUUGAUCACAACCUUCGCGAUAUCCUUGAUGGACACGACGAUCGAUCCGGCUCUUCUGCCUCCUCCUCCGACGUUGAGUCCGAUAUCGAAGACGACCAGCCUCGCAGACGUGCUAUUCCUAUUCCUGUCAUCGGUGAGGGCAUCACAGCUGUUACACAGGGUUUGGACAAGUUUGGUACCAAGCUGCUGGGAGGCAUUCGAGGAGUCAACAAAGGAGUCAACGAUACCAUCGAUACCACCAAUGGUUUCAUGGCCCAGGACAUGGAGGAGAGAGAGCAAGGAAGAUCGUCCGGUGAUCAGAAGCACUCUCAUGACUCUAGAAGACGUCUUCAUCAUACGUCCAAGCAAAGAGCUCCAGGACAACCCAAAACCACUCAUGCAAAGGAUGCUUCCGCAGGAGGAGCUCCAGCCACUCCAGCUGAUCGUGGCAGAUCUUUCGAGAAGAGUCCUCGGGAUUUUGGUCAACUCAGCCCAAUCUCUCAAUCUAGUACGAUGAGAGAUGAUAAAACCCGACCUGAAAAGCCACUGACCAAGUUCGAAAAGUUCAAGAAGGCAAUUGGACUUGGCUCCGAGGAGAAGGAGCAUGUCGACUAUCCCGAGGCGUUCGCAGAUGGUUUCCAUCACGACCCAGACGAUGCCGUAUGGCGCCGUUACCUGAAAGACAAGGAUCGUGAGACCAUGAGAAUGCCUAUAUUUGGUUGGCAAUGGAUGUUCGCCCUUCCACUGGUCGGCCAGAAGGUUGACAAGAUCGAAUAUUGUCGGAAAGAGGUUGCCAGGCUCAACACCGAGAUUGAAGAUGACCAAGCCCACCCCGAACGAUUUCCGCUCAUGAAUUCGGCUUUCAUCCAGUUCAACCACCAAGUUGCAGCACAUAUGGCCUGUCAAAGUGUCAGUCAUCAUCUUCCCAAACAGAUGGCUCCACGUCUGGUCGAGAUCGAUCCCAACGACGUCAUCUGGGAUAACAUGUCAAUCCCCUGGUGGUCGGCCUACAUUCGAACUGGAGGCGUUCUCGUUAUUGUCUCGGGGAUGAUCCUCCUCUGGGCUAUCCCUGUUGCCUUCACAUCUGCCCUUUCACAAAUUGAAACCGCCGCCAAAAGCUUCUCAUUCCUACACUGGAUAAUGAGUAUUCCAGCUUGGUUCCGAAGUGUAUUGCAGGGUGUUCUACCUCCAGCAUUGCUCGGUUUGCUCUUGUUCCUGCUACCCCUUAUCCUGAGGUUCCUGGUGCGACUUCAAGGGACUCAAUCUGGUAUGCUUGUGGAACUAUCUGUUCAAAGAUACUAUUUCUGGUUCCUCUUUGUGCAGCUUUUCUUGGUUGUCUCAAUCGCCGGUGCUUUGACACAGUUCUUUGCUCUGUUCCAGAGUGUGGAAGGGUUUACAAAUGUCCCCUCUCUGCUUGGUUCCAACAUUCCCAAAGCCUCCAAUUAUUUCUUCUCGUACAUGCUGCUUCAGGCAUUGUCUGUUAGUGCGGGAGCCCUUUUACAAGUCGGGUCACUAAUUGGCUGGUUCAUUCUUGCUCCCAUCCUCGACAGCACGGCAAGAGCCAAAUUCAAGCGACAAACCAGCUUGUCAAAUAUCCAGUGGGGUACUUUCUUCCCGGUCUACACAAACUUGGCUUGUAUCGGUUUAAUCUACUCAGUGAUAUCACCGCUGAUCUUACUGUUCAACAUUAUUACCUUCUCCUUAUUCUGGUUCGUCUACAGAUACAAUACCCUCUAUGUUACGAGAUUCACUCGAGACACUGGUGGUCUUCUGUACCCAAAUGCGAUCAACUUCACCUUUGUGGGAAUAUACGUGAUGGAGAUUGCCCUGAUUGGCAUGUUCUUCCUGGUUAGAGAUGAACACGGUGAUGUGUCGUGUGCUGGACAAGGCAUUGGUACGAUCGUCAUGUUGAUCCUGACGGCUGGCUAUCAAUUGCUUUUGAAUAAUGCCUUUAGUCCGCUUUUCAGAUAUCUACCUAUCACACUCGAGGACGAUGCCGUGAGACGAGACGAAGAGUUCGCACGUGCUAUGAUGCAUAAACAUGGUGUCAUUGAUGACGAAGAAGAUGGUGUCGAUAUAGAAGAUCAGUUGGAACAAAGGGAACACGAUGAAAGGGAUGAGAAUCGAGAUCAACAAGAGUACGAACUCGAGCAGAUUGACGCAGAGAAAACCGAGCGAUUGGAACGACAACGAUCCAAGAGACUCCCAUCACUUGCACCGUACGAAUUCCAAAACCCAGAAAUCGCAAUGAAUCUGGACGCAGAGAGCAAAGGUGUUCGAUGGGCCAAAGCCGCCGCCCACAAGACGACUGGAACCACGAAAAAUUUGAUUCCGCGAAAUCUUGUCCGCAAAGAUAAUCGUGAGAGCCGAAAGUCGUGGGCAGAUCGUGACAAUACUCGCAACCGCAGAGCGUCCAACUUCGGUGAAUGGAACAGCCCCUCUCAAAGCCGUAGCCGAGUUAGAAGCGAGGCUGGUGUUCUGGAAGGAGGUCAACCAUCCGCUCGACGAUCCCAUCAUCCCAAGAGACACGAGUCACCUCCUCGCAACAUCGCUGGAAAUGUUCUUGAUACGAUCAAUAACUUCAACCCUCUCACCAGCAACGAGAAAGAUGUUGAGGCACAACGCGCCGCCCGCAAUCAACUUGCAGAUGCACUCUUCGCUGGCGUUAACGACGAACUGGAAGAUCUGACGCCCGAGGAGCGUGACAAGUUGGUGCAGCGAGCGUUCCAGCACAGUGCCUUACGCGCUCGAAGGCCUGUGAUCUGGCUGCCACGUGAUGAACUCGGCGUUAGCGACGAUGAAGUUCACCGUAUGGGUCAAUUCAGCUCGAACCUGUGGGUCAGUAAUGUGCGACAAGGCCUCGACUCAAAAGGGCGAUGUGUUUACUCUGGUGCACCGCCAGAUUUCAGCGAGGUCGAUCUGAUCCAGCUCUAG